GGGACAUAUGUUAAAGUGAGACAGUGGCAGAUCACUGUGGACCGAGGGGGAUGGUGAAGACGUCAGUGUGAGAGGACUGAGAAACAUUAAGCACGUCUUAACUUCACCAAAGUCAGUUGGCAUUCUGCCGCCUGGCGCACGCGUCCGGGAUAAAAUAAUCUCCGUGAUUAAUUUUACGUAUUCAUCUCCAUUUAAUUUUCUACCCCCCCACAGCCCCCUCUCAUCCCACCUCCACCGGACCCAACCGCCCCCCGCGCUGGGGACCAUGGGGGGGAGAAAUGCCACGAGACACGAAAAAGCAUUGACGACAGUCAUUUGGCUGAAUGCAUUAGCAAGUCCGUGGUAAAUUGGACCUGUAAUUUGAAUAAUUCGAUUAGUCUGUGAAACACGUGAUACGUAUAAAUAACAAAAAGAGACAGAGAGAGAACGAGGAAUUUUGAUGGAAUCGUUUAAUCUGGGUCUCUGGGGCAUCAUGUGGGUCGAGUGAGAGAAUUUAAUGUUGGUUAUUAUCAUAAUUUGAUGGAUGAGUCGAAUAAUUUUUAUUGGAUUUAUGUGCAUUCUUUUUCAUUCUAUUUGAUAUGGAAUUAAGUGGGGUAGAAUCGUUUGCCUGGUGAGAGUCGUAUUGGUGAAUAUUUUUUUGGAAGUUUUUUUUAAUAAAAAAAUGUUGGACAAUGAGAACAGUGGAGUGCCUACACAAGUGCCGAAUCCCCACGUGCCGCAGGAUUUCACGGUGUCGAGGCUGUUAUCGACACCCACCCACAAUCUUGACUGCAGUGACGCGAACGGAGGGGGUAGACGACCCAGACGGAGUAGAACAACAUUCUCUGCCCAGCAAUUGGCUGCUCUCGAGAGAGUUUUCGAGAGGACACAUUAUCCUGACGCUUUUGUUAGGGAGGAAUUGGCGACUAGAGUGGCGCUAUCCGAAGCAAGGGUGCAGGUUUGGUUUCAAAAUCGUCGCGCUAAAUUCCGCCGAAAUGAGAGGAGCUCCGCCCUCAACAGAGGUGCCUCAUCGACACGUGAAAUUGAGACAACUUUGCCGUUAAGACCCAUUAGGAUUGCCCACACCCACGAGACCAACUCUGAAUCGCUGCAGUCUACCCAAGGGCCCCAGUAUCCCUACGGUGAUUACUGGCGAUCGUCUCAGGCUUAUGGAGCUGUUCAGACACCCGCGAGUUGUCACGGCUUUGUUAAUGGGAAUCUUGGUCCCACUGGAUUCAGUUCUUAUCACCAGGCUGACGUUCACAAUGGUAUCGAGGGCGGAAUGAAUGGGUUAAACGCACUGAGACUUAGGGGACAUCCCUACGGUGCUCCUUACUCCGCAAUGCAUGCCAGUAUGUGACAGAAUAUUUUCGGUAAAUGUCGAGUGCCUUCUCAAAACCAAAGAGAAUUUUUUAUUUAUGAAUAAGGAUUAGGAUUAGGUAUUUAAGUAUUGAGGAAGUCCUAAUGAUCGAAAAUCUAUUUCUUUUAGCGAUAACGAACUUCAUCUUAUCUCGGGAGGGUGUGGUUUGAGGAGAAAAUAUAUUUUUUUUUAAUUUGUAGGAAAUUCGAUUCUCAAAAAUAAAUCUCUUGUGGCUUUUUACUAUAGGACCUCUCCUUAUUAAGAUAAUGAUCAAUUAGGAAACAGUGGAUGAUUGCGGAUUCAUGGUUCUCAUGUUUGAGAAAUAUUUGAUUAUCUCGGUAGGGGGUGGAGACAGGAAAAAAUAUCGGAGUAUAUUUUUAUAGCUAAAGGAAUGCUCUACAAGAAAUGUUUUAUUGAAUUUCUCUCUCAAACUCGUCGCUAUUGAGAUAAUCUACGAUUUGAAAACACAAAAAAAUUGUUUGGGAAAUUUUUACGGGAUUUUUUCAGAACAUACAGGGUAAUUAAUUAAUUUAACAAAACAUUUAUAUCGAACAUUGAUUUUAUUAUCGUGGCCAGUGACCCACGUAAAAAUUAUGAACUUUGUAAUUCAAUAAAAAGGAGGAGUGAAUUAACUCGUGUAAACGACUUCGUAUUGAUAUACAUUAUGUAAGCUUUGGCGGAGGUUCACAUCGAGAUGUCAUUCAUUGAAACUGGGGUAAAUUCAUCGAUACAAGUUUAAUUAUGUGUUAAAAACGUCGACUCGAAUCACAUCCAGUGGGCUCUGAGUAUAUUUGGCACGUUAAUUUAAAAUAGUCAACAAUACUUGAGUCUUCUUUCAGAAAAAAUUGGAUCGAAAUUCUCGUUUAAAUAUCAGAAAAUAGUAGUUUAAUAAAAGUCAAUAUUAAUAAUUUCUGGGAAAAACAUGACUCUUAUUAAUCUUAGAAUAAUCAACAAUCUUGCAUAAAGAAAGUACAAAAUAGAAGAAAAAACAAAAACUAAUUCACUUUCGACUUAUUGUUACUAAUGAAGUGGUUGAACUCGUGAAAUUAAUUUCAUGUUUUAUGAACAAUAAUUUUAUGUUUGUCUAACUUAUCUUUUCAGAACUAUCGACUUUAAAGGAAAAUGUCGAAAAACAUUUUUUGUCUUAUGAAAUUUAUUGGGUUGCAAGUGCGGAAAGAGCCAUUUUUCGCACACAGGCAUAUCACAUUAUUUUCACACAUAUCGAAUUUCCUCUUGGAACUGGUAUUAGGAGUAAAGUGAUUGUUUUUCUGCACUAAACGUAAGACCUAACUUUAUGCAUUCAAAAUUCACUUUACCCACAAUCUCUGAAAAAUACGCACACAAAAACGCUUCGAAAAGUAAAUUUUUGUAGGGGAUAUAAUAAAAAAUGUUUUACGACAUUUUCUCAUGGAGUCAUUCCUUAUCGAAUUAUUAUUGUUUUUAAACCGAAGGCAAUUAGGAAAACUUUUUAAAGAACCAGACGGCAGAGGAAGUGUCCAACAGCGUUAAAUCUCUCAUUCCAUAAUGUAGAUUAAACGCGAGGCCAAGCCCCUUUUGUAAGGGUCAAAUGGGAGAGCACAAGUCCUCGGAGCACUCCUCAACUCAGCCCUUAGAUCUUGAUCAUUAAACGAAAGGGUUGACAUGAGAGAAAUGUUCUUAAGAAUAAGCUCCUCCAUUUAACCCUCAUGAUUGUUUAUUCUUUCCGAUCUAUUUGCUCACCUCUAAUUUAAUCCUCACCUCUGUUUGUCAAUUGAACCUCGAUGAGGUCCUCCUAAUGCCUCCACCCACCCCUCCCAUCUGCCCCUUAAUUCUACAAACAUUAUUUUCUCGAGGUAUUUUACAUUUGAAAAAAUGCAGAUCGUUCCACCCACAACAACUACCUACAUUGGCACAUGGAUAUAAACCUAGUACUUUAUUUCAAAAUUGGUUCAAUAAUUUAAAUAACCCCACCCUUUCAGACAGUCACAAGAACGUUCUGCACAGCAUUGCUCCACUCGACUUUAGAUGGUACCAGAUAGAAAGCCGGUGCGAUUUUUGUACUGCAGGGACACUGACACCCCGAUAUCCAGCUGAAGGAGCCCAGUUUAGCCUCGCACUUGGGACAGUUCAGUUUGCCCUCGACGUUGUGAAGGAUGUCCGGCAUCCAGGCAAUGGGCUCGAUGAAGUAAAUCUUGUCGCACAUCUCGUCCGGUUGGGAGGCCUUCACCGGGAGUACUUUACCCUUAUCACCUCUUCUGCUAAUGUAUCGCCAUACGUGCUUUUGACCUGGUGCGUGAGGGAGGAUGUUGCUGGCACUUGCAACUAUCCUCCGGCACUUUUUGCAACGGUACACCGUUGGCUCUGGACGGACAGUUUCUAGGGCUGGAUCGGGCUUUAUCAGAUCCACGUAUGUCGAUGGAAGAAUCCUGGCUUUUCGAACCUUUGGGGGGGAAGGGAAGAGUCGUUUGUUUGAUUUUUCCAAUCAGUGAGAUUUUUCCUUUCACCAUAGCAAAUACGGUACAAAAUAAAUCAGGUAAAGGAGGAGAUCAGGGGCUCUUAGAAAUUAAAUAUCCAAUUUUAGGGUAAGAGCUCUCCAGGUCGAUUAUUUUAUUUAAUAUUAAAGAGCAACAAAAUAAAAUCAAGAAUACCAAUCAGACUGAUCAAAGAUUUGACAGUAAAAACUUCAGAUAAAAAUAUCCUCACCUUAUCAGCAGCAAUCUGCAGCCUGUACAUUUUGAACUGAACGUUCUUAGUGUCUAUCGUGCACCCCAUAUCCUCGUAAAGCUUCAGCUGAGCUACAAAUCCCGCGUUUGGACUUACGAAUCGUCUCUUGGACUUGACCAACUCUAGGGCCACAUCGAAAUUCAUCUCAUACUUUUUCAUCAUGUACGAGAUGACGAGGGUGGAUGACCUUGAUACUCCGAAAUAACAAUGUACCAGGACCUUUCCACCAGAAGUCAGGGCUUGAUCGAUGAAAUUAUAAGAAUCAUCGAAGAAGGGGAGAAAAUCCUCCCGCGGCAUGUCCGUCAGCUGAAUAUACUUCACGGUCAAAUCUGGAAGCAGCUGGAUUCGUCUGGGUAGUGGGCAGGAAUCCACUGUCAAAAUGUGCGUGAUUUUUGUUUCUUUGAGCCAUUUGACGUCAGUCGCUGCUGUCAAAUUUCCUAAGUAUAAGUUGGGCUCAAUCUCAUCGGCACUUGAGGGACCUGCGUCGAAAUCUUCGCGGGUUAAUUCGGUACUUUCAUAUUUCGCCAUUUUUGAAGACUUUUGGAAUUUAAGUUUCUGGAAAAACGAGGGGACGAUGAGGUCUUUGAAAAUUGAUUAAGAAUAGCCUUGGGAUUUAAAUGUCCCUCAGAACAUUUAGGUAGAGGGUCACAGGGUCUGGAGUAAAUUGAUCUUCAAGGACGCUGAAGAUUUCUUAGACCUUCAGUUAAAAAUUUGGGAAUUCCUCUCAAUUGAUGCAACUGUUUUUCCGUUUUUAUUUCGGAAAAAAAAACGUUUAUGACCGGCAAUUGGAAAUCAUAACAGAGUUAAUGAACCAAAGAUUUUCCUCAGUAUUUUCUCACUUUUCAACUCCACUUAUUUUUCCUCUUGAUUUUUAUCACUUCGUCUGCCAUCAAAGACCUUUCUGAUCGAUUACUCACGGUUCCCACUAGGAUAUAAAUACUUGUAGGUCAGCGGCAGCCCUUCGUUACUUACACUACUCGAGGUUAUCACUCUUAAAACCCCCUUCAGUCCGCCAGUUCUUCGGCUUAAUGAGCGCUCAAAGAUUUAAUUAUUUGUGCUCCAAAACAAUGAUUAUCUCACUUUCACCAACACGUGCUCAUCAAUAACAUUUACGUCCACUGCUGGGGUCGGGGGUUCCCAGUCGACCUUAACCCAGAUUCAUCACCCACAAACACCCCCACCCCCGCUCCAUCAUAUACGAUCACUGCAAUCCCCAAAAAAUCCAGAAAAAAGAUUCUUUGCAACGAUCAAGGCAUAAGCAUAGGAACAACACAAUUGUUCUCCACUGUCACGAUUCCGGAAGCCUCCAAAAUAAUCAACAAAAUAUUCCACAUGGCCCUGGGACUCUUCUAUCAGCAGUUUCCGGAACUACCCUGAAAUUAUUGCCGGUAAAGAAAUUCCUGGCUAACGUGAAGGGAGUGGAUUAAAAGAAAUCUAUUCUCGUUCUGAAGCUGACCGACUGUUGAGUUUUACUGGCACUAGCGCCACCGCGGGUGGAACGUGAACAGAGAUUAAUUUUCUAUUGAGCUGUACCUAGUUUCGUUGGAAAUCGUUUGUAAAUCACGAAUAUAAAAGUUUCCUCGUUUGUACAUCCCCCAAGCAUUGAAUACAAUCAAAUAAAAAUUCUAACAACUCCCCGCUCCAAAUUCAAUUAUCUCCUCAAAACGGUACACAGCGCCCCGAGGAGGGCUUACCAACCUAGAGGAUUACGUCAAUGUUAAUACUGACCCCGAUGGGGAGAGGCGCCACCAUCGAUUUUGGCGAUUGGGUGAGCUGCCCGAAAAUUCGCCUGCUCAUUAACCAAGUACAUUAAUUAGUUUUUCUAUGUGCAGCCCCUCCCCCGGGCUAAGUACAUUGGGGUGUUUUGUUCAUAAAUAUCUUUCAGGUGCCCACUAAUCAACUAUCUCAACUUGCGAGCUUGAAUCCCGAAAAGCUAUGAUCACCAGAAAUUAAUAACUUAUAAGACAUUCAUGCAAUCUUACAUGAAAAUUCAAUGCUAUAAAAAACUAUCCGAAUAAAAAAAAUCAAAUUCAUGAAUACUCAAGAGUUUUAUUUUGUUCGUCUUCCAAUAUUAUAAUCUUUUACAAAAUAAUUACACAACGUUAUAAUUGAAAAAUAUAGCAAUUUCUAAAGACUAUUUAUCUACCAACAUAUUCGAAAGUUCAUUAAUGAUCAAAUAUACUGUGUACUAAUAUUGAUAUAGUUGCUUUGCAAACAUGUCUUUCCAUUGUCCUAAAUUCCUCCUCUCAACCCUCUGGAUAAAUCCUCAUAAUGAAAAACAGUAAUACAAAAUAUAGUGCAAUGAGUAAAUAGGCUAUACAUAAUAAGGAGGGAAUUCAUCUCUAUGUAACCACAUUUGUUUCAUCUCUCGUCUUAUAAAAAUCAUGCCUGAAGUUGGAGUUUUAAAUUGUUAAAGUACACUUAUUUAGGAGAUAAAAUAAUCUCUCUAUAACAUCGGUAAGGCUACAAAUUUCAUUAUUGUUAAUGUCUACGAUAGAAUAAUAUCUGUUUAUUAAAAGAUUUGUAUUUAUCUGUCUUAUGGCUGUCCACGUGAGACCAUUUCAGCUAGCCACAUCAUUUCAAUUACUUAAUAUAAAAAGUAUGAUAACAAGCUGCUCAACGUAUCACUAUUCGGUGCUGUUAAACUUAAUGAAAAUAUGUAGCAAUAAAUAAUAAUAAAAAAAAAGAAUGUUGUAUAUCUGUAGAUAAUUGACGUUAUGUCUAGGGCCAAUUCUAUAUCCUAUCAAUGAAAAUCAAACAAUUUGUGAAAAUUUUCGUCAUUAAUCUCAAUCUUCAUAAACAAAAUCCUAUUCUUAUAUCACAUACAUAUUGAGGAUAAUAUUUAAAAGGUUUUUGAAAAUAUGAGGUGAGAUAUGCUGCCCUUCUUUCAUUGCAAGGAAUGUGGAUUUAUCGAGUUAUUAAUAUGAUUAAUUAAUCUCUCUCUAAUUUUUAAAUUGUUGAUUCUUGAUAAUUUUAGAAUUCCUACCACAAUUAUUUCUUUCUUUUCUUUUACUUCAAUAUUAUUUUUAAUAGAUCUGCCGUUAUAUCAAAUAUAAAUAUUAUGUUUGAUUCAUAAUAAAUAUAUUUCAAUGAAAUACGUCGAGUAAAACUGACGACUGUACUUUGAUUAGUUCAUUUUAAUAAUCAUUUUCACUAAAAAAAUAUUCUGAAAUAAUAACUAAAAAAAAAUUGAAGCAA
Molecule: messenger RNA, 7240 nt
Organism: Diachasmimorpha longicaudata
Lineage: Eukaryota; Metazoa; Arthropoda; Insecta; Hymenoptera; Braconidae
Product: paired mesoderm homeobox protein 2-like
Exons: 3
Coding region: 662-1339 (225 amino acids)
Biological process (GO): regulation of transcription by RNA polymerase II
Molecular function (GO): DNA-binding transcription factor activity, RNA polymerase II-specific; RNA polymerase II transcription regulatory region sequence-specific DNA binding
Source: RefSeq, a predicted model, not a curated record